AUGGAUCGCAAGUGCUCAGAGCUGGGCGACCCGCCGGGAGAGGGCGUGGACGGCGCGGCGAACGUGCUGUGCACCGGGGAGCGCCUGAAGGGCGGCUCGCGCUUCGUGAAGAUGGCCGACUUCGGCGGGGAGCACCGGUGGGUCCGGUCGUCCUGGCUGGUCCGCUCCGCGAGGUUCGACUUCUCCGGGCCACCGCCCGCCGCUCCCGGCGGGCGCCGCCUGCGGGUGGCCGCGGGGCUGCCGGCGUGCGGGGGGCCCUCGCUGCUGCAGGAGGCGCUGAGCAUCCUGCCCGACACUGAGCUCCACAUCGUGCACAUGCUGCAGGGCCUCCACGGCGGCGCGAUGCUGCGACUGUCUGGCGAGUCGAGCACCUUCCUGGCGGACUUGUCCCACGACAUGCACUACCUGCCCUUCUUCCCGCUGCUGCUGAUCACGCUCCACCGGGCCACCAGGGAGACGCGAGGCACUUGCGGUGCCUCUCGCAGAGCGUCGCGGCCCUCGCCGAGAUGCCCGCCUGGCAGAGGACCUGAACGCCGGAUACGACUUCGUGCUCGCGUUGGGCUACGACAAGCCUUGGGAGAGACGAGAGGACACGGUGUACCACAUUCAGAACUACGACCCACGCCUCACCAACGUGCUUGUCCUGUCCACGCACGACAGUUUCUUCGGUGA
Molecule: messenger RNA, 672 nt
Organism: Prorocentrum cordatum
Lineage: Eukaryota; Dinophyceae; Prorocentrales; Prorocentraceae
Source: the annotation of a GenBank genome assembly